AUGCCCUCUCUAGUGCUGUGGCUGAGUGCAGCCCUGCCAGGUCUGCUGUGGGCCUCCCAGUCUACUCUUUUAGGAGGGGACAAGAAUACCUCCAAGAUCUGCAAACCUGCCCCCUCCUGGGACAUAAAUGGCCGCUCGCCGAUGCAAGAGCAGCUAGGAAAUGUGGUGGUGGCUCUACUGAAGGCCAGCUGACAUUUCUGUCGCGUUCAGGCGUCCAGGAUUGGACGCCUGCGCCGCAAACUCACUCGCAGCAACUUAACGGAGGUGUCCUUCAUGAUUGUAAAUGAGCAAGAUCCUGUAUCCAGAGCCAUGUACUGGGAGCUAAAGAGAAAAGCUCCCAUUGAAGUCCCAGUGUAUCAGCAGGGAGCUAAUCAGAGUGAUGUGUGGGAGGUGCUGGAUGGCGACAAAGAUGAUUUCCUGAUCUAUGAUAGAUGUGGUCUUCUCACUUUCCACAUUGUCCUGCCGUUCAGUUUCCUGUAUAACCCAUACGUAGAGGCUGCAAUCAGAGCCACUUAUCUGAGAGACAUCUGCAACUGCUCUGUGAGUAAUCAGAUUAGAAGCACACACAUGCAGACACAAGGGCUGGAAAUAAAAAUUGUUCAGAUUUUCAGUGCUCACGCUUGA
Messenger RNA from Girardinichthys multiradiatus, 624 nucleotides. RefSeq names its product selenoprotein P2 (gene selenop2). The record is from RefSeq and is a predicted model, not a curated record. Gene Ontology annotation, cellular component: extracellular region. Gene Ontology annotation, biological process: selenium compound metabolic process. Gene Ontology annotation, molecular function: selenium binding. Lineage: Eukaryota; Metazoa; Chordata; Actinopteri; Cyprinodontiformes; Goodeidae.